Molecule: messenger RNA, 354 nt
Organism: Apiotrichum porosum
Lineage: Eukaryota; Fungi; Basidiomycota; Tremellomycetes; Trichosporonales; Trichosporonaceae
Exons: 3
Coding region: 1-354 (117 amino acids)
Source: RefSeq, a predicted model, not a curated record
AUGAGCUCACUAUCCACCAAGCCCGCCCUCAUGGACCGUGUUUUCCACCGCAGGAGCGUGGACGAGUCCCAGCUCAAGGAGCUGCUAGACCAGUGCUACAGCGAGAAGAUUGCGCGCCGAGCACUCCGCCAUGCCGAGGGCGAGAUGGAGAAGGACGACCGCAUGUGCAAGGUCUGCAUCGAGAUGCGCGUCGACGCGGUCAAGGGCGCCGAGAAGGAGAAGAACAUGGACCGUAUCCACGGCACGUACGAGACCAUGAUCCCUUACGCGAGGGUCCACGGCGUAACUGCCCCAACAGCGGCUGGAGGCCAUGGUCUCGAUCCCAAUUGGUACAAGACGGACCGCUGGCAAUAG